CAUCAUUGGUGGCAUCAUGACCAUGUCCAUAUUGCUUUCCCGGAGAUUACGGAUGCAUUUUGGAAUUUAUAUCUUUUCAGUAGUAUUAGCAUUCCUUUCGUGGACAGUCGUUGUUUCUAUAUUCUGUUAUCAAAUUGGCCCAAUAUACAGCUUGAUUUCGCUCGCUUUAACAUUAGUCGCAGGAGGAACAGCAAUUUUACUUGGUUUCAAAUCAAGACGAUUUACAGUCAAAGGGUAUUACUUCUUCUUCAUACUGCCUAUCAUACCAUUCAUCAUUGGAAAUGUCUUCUACAUUCUUCUUCGAAUAUAUGGUUUUCCAUUCGACAUAUUAGCUGGAAUAUUCCUCGACAGCUCAAUAACUCUU
This is a messenger RNA of Trichobilharzia szidati, 364 nucleotides long. The record is from the annotation of a GenBank genome assembly. NCBI's taxonomy places the organism in Eukaryota, Metazoa, Platyhelminthes, Trematoda, Strigeidida, Schistosomatidae.